CGGCGGGCAUCAGGCGCUGGUGAGGAUGGAGAGCGUGCUGGAGGACCGGGAGCGCUACGGCGUGCCCGACGCCAUCCUGCUCGAGGACUACCAGAGCGAGGCCGUGUUCAUCGACAACCUCAAGAAGCGCUACCACGAGAACGUCAUCUACACGUACAUCGGGGGCAGGUUGUUGGUGUCGGUCAACCCGUACAAGGACCUGGCUCUCUACACGGACGCCCUGCUGGAGAAGUACAGGAACGUCAAUUUCUACGAAGUGCCCCCUCAUGUGGUGACCCUGUAGGAGGUCACAUCCUGAAUUACCUGCUAGAAAAGUCCCGUGUGGUACACCAGGAGCAUGGCGAAAGGAACUUCCACGUGUUCUACCAGCUGUUAGCAGGCGCACCUGACGACCUGCUGGCCAAGCUCAACCUCGUCCGAGACCCUGGCAACUACUUUUACCUCAAGCAGGGUGACAGCAGCCAUGUGAGUGGAGUCAAUGACCGCGGGUGCUUUGAAGCUGUGGACUAUGCCUUGGACAUCCUUAACUUCUCAACAGAGGAGCAGGAGGCUAUCUGGGGUGUGAUUGCAGCCAUCCUUCAUCUGGGCAAUGUCACCUUCACCGAGGAUGAAAACCGCAAUGCCAAAGUCGUGGAUGACCUGCCUGUCACAGAGUGUAGCAAGCUGAUUGGUUGUGAACCAGUACAACUAUUGAAAGCCUUGACCCACCGUACCAUUGAGGCUCGAGGCGACGUGGUCACGUCACCUCUCAAUCCAGACCAGGCUGGAUAUGCCCGUGAUGCCCUUGCCAAGUCAGUGUAUGAGAGGAUCUUCAAUUGGCUUGUGGGAAGACUGAACCUCUCUCUGACAUCCAAUGAGAUCGGCAGGAAGACUCUGCUUGGUAUCCUCGAUAUCUAUGGGUUUGAGAUUUUUGACCGAAAUGGCUUCGAGCAGUUCUGCAUCAACUACUGUAACGAGAAGCUGCAACAGGUGUUCAUUGAGCUCACUCUCAAAAGUGAGCAGGAGGAGUACAAGCGCGAAGGCAUCGAGUGGGAACCAGUUAAGUUCUUCGAUAACAAGAUCAUCUGCAACCUGGUUGAGGAGAAGCAUAAAGGUAUAAUCUCCCUGCUGGAUGAGGAGUGUCUGCGGCCAGGUGAUGCCAACGACCUCACCUUCCUUAGCAAGAUGGACUCUCACCUGUCCAAACAUGAUCACUACUUCAGCUACGAAACUGCCAAAAACAACAAGGUGAAGAAAACUAUCAACAAAGAUGAAUUCCGCCUCCGCCACUAUGCAGGCGAGGUGGCCUACCGCGUCCAGGGCUUCCUUGACAAGAACAACGAUCUCCUCUUCCGCGACCUCAAGGACACCAUGUCAAAGGCCUCGAACAUCAUUGCAAAGUCUGUCUUUCCUAGGGAGGAGCUGUUGAACAAGAAGAGACCCGAGACAGCUGCCACACAGUUCAAACAGAGUUUGGCCAACCUAAUGGAAAUCCUCAUGAUCAAAGAGCCCUCAUACAUCCGCUGCAUCAAGCCUAAUGAUGAGAAGCGCUCCUGUAACUUCAACAUUGAGAGAGUGAGUCACCAAGUUAAGUAUCUAGGGCUGAUGGAAAACCUGAGGGUGCGAAGAGCCGGUUUUGCCUACCGCCGUCUCUAUGAGAUCUUCCUGGCACGCUACAAGUCCUUGUGCCCAGCAACCUGGCCCAAGUACCCAGGCCCUGCCAAGGAUGGAGUCAAGGCCAUUGUAGACCAUCUAGGAUACCACCCAGAGGAUUAUCGCAUGGGAGAAACCAAGCUCUUCAUCAGACUGCCAAAGACCCUGUUCUUCACAGAGGACCGCUUCCAGAUUCGUAAGGCAGAGCUGGCCACAAUGAUCCAAGCCAAGUGGAAGGCAUUUAUGUACCAACGCAGGUACCAGAAGAUGCGUGAUGCAGUGACCAGGAUAGCCAAGCACUGGAGAAGGAUUAGGGCCCAGAGACAGCUUGCCAGGAGGAAAUGGGCUGUGGGAGUCGUGCGUGCCUUCAUCAAGGGUUUCAUCACAAGGAAUGAACCUGUGAACCCCAUCAAUGAAAGGUUCCAGCAACUUGUGAAGUGUGAGUUCCUACUGAGGUUGUCCAAGAACCUCCCAAGCAACCUCCUAGACACCAAGUGGCCCCCUGCUCCAGCCCCCUGUAGUGAGGCCUCUAAUAUCCUGCAUGGUAUGCACCGCACUUACAUGGCCAGAAGAUAUGUAAAGGCACUAACCCCAGAAAAGAGGUCCAUGUUCGAAGAGAAGGUUCUGGCAGAACAGCUGUUCAAGG
This is a messenger RNA of Penaeus vannamei (Pacific white shrimp), 2278 nucleotides long. Lineage: Eukaryota; Metazoa; Arthropoda; Malacostraca; Decapoda; Penaeidae. The record is from RefSeq and is a predicted model, not a curated record.